This is a messenger RNA of Striga hermonthica, 1392 nucleotides long. Lineage: Eukaryota; Viridiplantae; Streptophyta; Magnoliopsida; Lamiales; Orobanchaceae. The record is from the annotation of a GenBank genome assembly.
AUGGCCAAACAUAAAGAGAAGCAGAAGAAAAACACGGCGGAGGAAGAGAAACAAACCGAUAAUGUUAAUGUUGUGGAAAAAUCGGAAACCCUAGAUGUGGAAACCGUGGCCAAACGUAAAGAGAAAAAGAAGAGGAAAAAAUCGGCGGCGGAAGAGAAUCGAACCGAUAAUGUUAAGGUUGUGGAUGAACCGGAAACCCUAGACGUGAAAAUCAUGGCAAUCAGCGAAAGCCCGGAUCUGAAAACCGCCCCAAUCGUUGGAUACUUCUCGUCCGGGUACGACCCGCUGAAAAAUGCGAAAGGUUCCAAUUCCGGCGUCAAGGUCUACAGGAGCGUCAAUUCUCGAAACCCUAGGAAUCCCAGGAUGCAGGUGUCCGUGGAGGCGAGUAGGUCACAGUUGAAUUUUGUGGGCACGAAUUAUUCCGGCGAGGCCACGACGCCGCAGCUGUGUAAUUAUGCACUUGGGGUGUUGGAUAAGGAGACUGGAAUUUUGAAGAUGGUGCCAAUUGCCGGCAACAGGAUUUUCAGGUUGGAACCAAGAGUUGUAGGAAUGGAGCAGCCUGAAAACGAGCACCUCGACGAAGAUAAAGGAGACACUGUCGAGGAAAAGGCUGAAAAAUUGAGUGAUUUGUCCAAAUUUUCAACCAAGAGGGAUAUAAAUAGAGAUAAGAAAAUUAAGGCUCUACGCCAGACAGAAGUCUCGGGAAUGGAGGACAUAAUGAGCAAUAAAUUACAAGGAAUCACAUUUAACAAGGAGGCAAUUGAGGCUACUGAAUCCGCUGAUUAUUCUCGCAAUAUCCCACCACACAAUUUGCAGGCCACUUCUUCAGACACUGCGUAUCCACUUGAAAAGAUAAUUUUUCAAGGGGAGUGGAAUUUCCUUCUCGAUGUUUUUGAACUCACUGAGUCAGGUUCAGAUUUGAGCCCUGAUGUUUAUCCAACCUUCGUUUGCAGUAGAGUUCACGAGUGUGGUGCCAUCAAGGAUGAGUCAAAGAGAAAAAGGACAGCCUGCAUACUGUCUUAUAUCACUCAUCUCAUCAAGUACAAGGAUAAGCACUCGAUGGACGGCGUAUCAUCUGCAAAACAUCAUUACCUGCCGAGCAUCUUAGCACAGAAAUUCUCCUCAUUAUUUGGUACCACGGAAAAUAAAAGAAUUCCGGAGGACAAACAAAAGCUGCUUAUAAGCUACAUCCUUGUCCUCACCUUAUUUGUUGAUGAUUUUCUAUCCGACCCAACUGACAUAGCCAAGGACCUUCGGAUGAACCCUGUAGCGUUAAGACCUCACUAUGAAUACUUAGGCUGCAAAUUCGUGCGCGAAAAUCAGGUGCUGCUGGCGACUCUUCCCGUCCCAUUAGAGUUUCAGACACUUAAGAGGAAAAAGAGGAGAAAAUAG